AGACUGAAGCUCCUCUUGCGCCGAUCAAGAACAGACUUCUCCACCCUGCGAGGGAUCUACACUUUAAAACCAAAACCAUCCCACAGAAGAAGUGAAGAGGGGGAGAGAAGGGAAAAAAAAACACCCGGCUGCUGGCUUUGAUUUCCUCUCUCCUUGCACCGGUUUCCUCUCCGAGCUCGUUCGCGAUUCUGAUCUCUGCAUGAAAAGUCAAGCGGAAAGUCUCGCAGCAGCAUGCCGAGGAGAAAGCAGCAAGCGCCGCGGCGGUCAGCAGCCUAUGGACCUGAAGAUGAAUUUAUGGUGGGCAAGACUGAUGAGGAAGAACAUCUGCAGGACGACGGCCUUUCCCUUGAUGGUCAAGAUGCCGAUUACCUUUUCAAUGACGACGAAGACGCAAGAGAUCAUUACAGCUGCCAAAACUCUCCACUCAGCAAUGGCACUAACCCAGACGCCGGGUACGCUUCCCCACUCAGCACCACCAGUGAUCAGCUGGUCGACCUCAAGACCACCUCCUCACUCAGUGAUCAGGAAAGGGUAGAGGACAAAGUGGGGGAAAGUACCGAGUCAGUCAACGGGUUGUCUCUGCAGGACAGCCUGGAGAAAAUGAAAGCCGUCUAUGCAAACCUGAUCUCCGAUGCAUCCUGGUCAAGCAUUGCUCUGGACAUGCUGAAAAGUAAACACGGGAAACAUUUUGCAGCUAGCAACAGCAGCGGAGCUAAUCACAAAGGCAGCAAUGGGUUUCUGAACAGUCACAGCCCAGGCAGCGUCCAUGGGAAGAACAGAUGUAGCAGUACCAACACCUCAGCCACUACUAACGUUACCACCAGCAAUACCACUACAAGAACAGUGUCGAGCAACAGCAACAGUGGCAACAAUGUAAGUUCUGGCAGCACGGGAGGAUUAGCCUAUGACUGGCAUCAGGCAGCUCUGGCUAAAACCCUGCAGCAUACCCCAUACCAACUCCUUCCUGAGCCCAGUCUUUUUAGUACCGUGCAGCUUUACAGGCAAAACAAUAAGCUCUAUGGCCCAGUGUUUACUGGAGCCAGCAAGUUUAGGUGUAAGGACUGCAGUGCAGCCUAUGACACUUUGGUUGGCCUCACUGUACAUAUGAAUGAGACAGGCCACUACCGUGACGACAACAAAGAUACAGAAGACGAUCGAAGCAAAAAGUGGUCCAAACCACGCAAACGUUCUUUGCUGGAGAUGGAAGGUAAAGAGGAUGCCCAGAAAGUUCUAAAAUGCAUGUAUUGCGGACACUCUUUUGAGUCCUUGCAAGAUCUCAGCGUUCACAUGAUCAAAACAAAACACUAUCAGAAAGUGCCUCUAAAAGAACCCAUGCCAGCCCUUACCUCAAAGCUGGUACCCCCAACCAAAAAAAGAGCAUUUCAAGACUUGAUGUCUCCGAGCUCCCCAGAGUCUGUCUCAUCUGGCAUAGUCUUGGGAGAAUCUCUCAAAGACCAAAAAGUGGCCAAUCCCUAUGUCACACCGAACAAUCGAUACGGUUACCAAAACGGUGCCAGUUAUACUUGGCAGUUUGAGGCACGAAAGGCACAAAUUCUCAAAUGCAUGGAGUGUGGCAGUUCACAUGAUACCUUGCAGCAACUGACGGCUCACAUGAUGGUCACAGGACACUUUCUUAAGGUCACAAAUUCAGCUUCCAAAAAAGGCAAACAGUUGGUGUUUGAUCCUGUAAUUGAAGAGAAAAUUCAGUCAAUCCCUUUGCCUCCCACUACCACCCGCCUCCCAGCACCCAAUGGAAAGUCUCAGCCUGACUCUCCACUGCCGCCCUCCAGCCCCGAGGAGAAAAAUGAAGAAAAGAAAGAUGAAGAAGCAGAGGAGGAGAAAAUGGAGGUCAGUGAAACUGAGAAAAAAAUUAAAGAAGAGAAAGAGGACUCCCCCGAAAAAGUUGAUAAGCCUGGAAAAGCCAGAUCUUACCAGUAUCUUACAGAAGAGGAUUUAGAAGAGGCACCUAAAGGUGGGCUGGACAUCCUGAAGUCUUUAGAGAACACAGUUUCAAGUGCGAUCAGCAAGGCUCAAACAGGAACGCCAACCUGGGGUGGAUAUCCCAGCAUUCAUGCUGCCUACCAGCUCCACGGAUCAUUAAAGCCUACGUUGGCCACGAGUCCGCAGGUCCAACCUUUAUUCAGUAGCACCAAUUUGAAGGCAAUGUCAACUGAUUUAGGCUCUUUAAUCCAUUCGCCCAACAGUCCUUCUCCACCUCCAAGUCAGAGAAGUAAUGUGUUAGCUAUGGAGGAGCUUGUUGAAAAAGUGACUGGAAAAAAUUCAGUCAAGAAUGAAAAAGAGGAAAAGCCCAUUGAGAACAAGUGUAGAUCUGCAAAGUCUCCGCUGCCAAAUCCUAAAGACAAAGCUGUUUCACCCAAUCCAGAAACCCUCUCAAAAGUAGUGAAAAGCACAGUCGAGGAUCAGGCUGAGAUGAGAGACAAUGAAGGAGGGCAGCCAGAGGGCAAAAUAGAUAUCCAGAUAAAGAGUGAAGUUGAUUCACCAAAAAAGACUGUGAGCAACGGCUGCAGUAACCUGAGCAUCAUCACAGAUCACUCACCUGAGCAACCUCUCGUCAAUCCUCUCAGUGCUUUGCAGUCGAUCAUGAACAACCACUUAGGGAAAGCUUCAAAAGUGUCCACGUCUUUCGUAGACCCCUUUUCAAUGCUUUACAAGAUCAGCAACUCUGCUCAGGUGAAGCAAGCAGACCCCACAAAUCAGUACCACAGUGAAGAGGAUGAUCAGCCUAUGGACUUGACAAAAUCCAAAAACAAAGAUGGAGGUACGGCGAAGAGUUCUCCAGCCACACCAAACACCAACAUGAACAACACCAAGCCAGUUUUCAAAACUUUCUCUCAGUCAUCCUCUCCACCGUUGAGGGAGAAUGCUUUGAUGGAUAUAUCGGACAUGGUGAAAAACCUGACAGGCCGUUUGACACCAAAGUCUACGACCCCGUCUUCAAUCUCUGAGAAGUCGGACCUCGAUGGCUGUACUCUGGAGGAUGGAAUGGAGGAGCUGUCUCCUAUCCAAAGACGGAAAGGCCGUCAGUCGAACUGGAACCCCCAGCACCUCCUGAUUCUCCAGGCUCAGUUUGCUUCCAGUCUUAGAGAGACUCCCGAUGGAAAGUUUGUAAUUAAUGACUUGGGACCCCAAGAACGGGUCCACAUCUGUAAAUUCACAGGUCUGUCGAUGACCACUAUCUCACAUUGGCUGGCCAAUGUAAAAUACCAGCUAAAGCGGACAGGAGGCACAAAGUUCCUGAAAAAUAUUGACUCUGGCCAACCUCUGUUUUUGUGCAGUGACUGCGCCUCCCAGUUCAGGACUCCCACAUCCUACAUACACCACUUGGAGUCCCACCUUGGGUUUACCCUAAAGGACCUCUCAAAACUGUCCAUAGACUUACUAGAGCAGCAGGCAUUUGGCAGAAUAGAGGACAAGACUUUUACUUCCUCUGGACUUACUGAAGAAGACACUGGCUCAGUUUAUCAGUGCAAAAUGUGCAAUCGGACAUUCGUGAGCAAACACGCAAUCAAAUUGCACCUUUGCAAAACACACGGAAAGUCGCCGGAGGACCAUCUCAUGUUUGUGAAAGAGCUAGAAAAGUUCGAUAAACAAUGAAGUCGGAUAACCUUGAUAGCAUGACAGAUUACUGUUGCACUAUAACUCUAAGCUACAAUCUGUCAUAACACAUAGUGCCACAACCGUAAAUGAGCAUCGUUAUGACACAUGCAAACGUGGGAGCUUUAAUACCACAAACUUAAAUUACUCAGUUAAUUCUCGUCCACAUUGCUAUGGUUUAAUAUUUCGGUGAAAACUGUACCAAAUUGGUGCAGCAGCCAUGGCACUAUAUAGUCAUUGACUGAUUGUUGCUUUUCUAAUGCACUGCAUCUUAACUGAGCCUUUAGGAAUAGUCUGUUGUUUAAAAACUGGACCAUGCUCUUACUUCGAUCACUGCUUUUGAGUAAUUUUUUUUUUUUUUAAGAUGAAUAUAUUUCAACACAACUUGCAUAUUAUUUAUGAGACAGUUUGUGCAUGUUUUUAUGUAAAGCAGUGAAUAUAUAAUGUCUACGGAAAUUUCAAACAUGACCAAACUGAUAUCCCUGUUUUGUCAAAUUUAAAUUUCGGAUACAGCUGUUUAUAUCAAAGUCUAUAAGAAAAAGAUGGUAUUCUAAAAUGCUAAGGAAAUCGCAGCACUUUAAGUAAGUGUAAACUAAUGAAGAAAUGUAUGAGUAAAAUGAGCAACAUGUGACCCCUUUGAGUUUUAAUUCCCUUGAUCGACAUUACGGGAGCGCGUUUCUGUUCGUCUAUAAAUCCCACAAAUUUCUAUAAAGACUUUAGAAUCUUUGUUUCUCUAAAAGUAUUAUUUCCUGGUUGUUUCAAUAUGUACAGUAUUUGCUUUAGUAGGCUACCAAUUUUGUUAUUGUGGAGCUACAGUUGUAAAGUUAAUGAAGUUUAAAACUUAUUGUAUGAAUAAUCAGCAAGUAUGUAUACAUGUACGUCAGCAUAUCUUGCUCUUUACAGUUCAACAUUAUUUGUACUGUGUGCAUUUUUACAAUGUUAUUUUCUAGACAAAUGUGGUUGGGUUGGGGAUGUAUAAAGCUACAGAAUAAUGUUGGACUGCAGAGUCCUUUUCUUUCUUUUCUUUCUUUUU
This is a messenger RNA of Salarias fasciatus (jewelled blenny), 4648 nucleotides long. It is a transcript of the gene tshz1, whose product is annotated as teashirt zinc finger homeobox 1. The record is from RefSeq and is a predicted model, not a curated record. The transcript has 2 exons. NCBI's taxonomy places the organism in Eukaryota, Metazoa, Chordata, Actinopteri, Blenniiformes, Blenniidae. The coding region runs from base 232 to 3615 and encodes 1127 amino acids. Gene Ontology annotation, cellular component: nucleus. Gene Ontology annotation, biological process: regulation of transcription by RNA polymerase II. Gene Ontology annotation, molecular function: DNA-binding transcription factor activity, RNA polymerase II-specific; DNA binding.